This is a messenger RNA of Drosophila erecta, 511 nucleotides long. RefSeq lists its product as uncharacterized. The transcript is spliced from 2 exons. The coding region runs from base 150 to 488 and encodes 112 amino acids. Lineage: Eukaryota; Metazoa; Arthropoda; Insecta; Diptera; Drosophilidae. The record is from RefSeq and is a predicted model, not a curated record.
AGUUUUGAUUGGCUUGAUUUGCUUUAUUGUUUCAUAUUCUCAGGAACCUUUGCUUAAGUUGUACAUUUUGACUUUUCCCAGUUCCCUGAAUUGCUUCAGCAGUUCACUAUCAAAAAGCUAUACUUCACCAGAAAUUCGACAAAUCCAAAAUGCUGCCUUACUUGAUUUAUAGUGUACUAGAAGCCAUUUCGAAUGCGAUCUACACAUCAGUGAUCACCAUUUGGAGCAUUGAACAGGCCCUAAUCAACCUGAUGAUGUCCACAUUUCUGUUUGUGCUUGGCAUAGCCUGUCACCCGAUAAUGGUGAUUCCCAUGUUGCUUGGAGGCUACUAUAUUUUACGCAACUGUUGGUACCGUCGGGCCAAGAACCCGAGGCUAGACAGUUCCAUGGAUGGUGAUGUCACACUGAUGGCAGGAGUACGUCAAGUGCCACGUAUUCCCUCCUAUCGCAGCUUCAAUGUUGGCAUUGACACUCCCAAAGACGACUAGCAAGGAGAACACCGCGCGGCAGG